GAGGUGAAGGGCGACCUGGACAGCGGCAGGGCGAGGGCGAAGCUGGAGGACGACCGGCGGCGAGCGCUGCAGAGCCGCCGGGAGGAGGCCAGGAGGACGGAGGAGCGCGAGCGCAGCAGGCGGGAGGAGGUGGACGCAGACUUCUACCUGCAGGAGCAGCAGAUGCUGCAGAGACAGCUCUUGGACAGCCAGGACUCAGAGCUGGCGGAGCUUUCCAAGACGACGCAGCGCCUCGGUCAGACAGCACAGGUGAUCAACGCGGAGCUCCGCCAGCAGCAGGAGAUUCUGGACGACCUGAACGAGGACAUGGAGCGGGAGAUGCAGAAGAUGGACUUCCUGACGAAGGGCAUGG
Messenger RNA from Prorocentrum cordatum, 352 nucleotides. The record is from the annotation of a GenBank genome assembly. Lineage: Eukaryota; Dinophyceae; Prorocentrales; Prorocentraceae.